This is a messenger RNA of Dermacentor silvarum, 1340 nucleotides long. RefSeq names its product cyclin-dependent kinase 20. The record is from RefSeq and is a predicted model, not a curated record. Gene Ontology annotation, cellular component: nucleus. The coding region runs from base 260 to 1234 and encodes 324 amino acids. Lineage: Eukaryota; Metazoa; Arthropoda; Arachnida; Ixodida; Ixodidae. Gene Ontology annotation, biological process: protein phosphorylation. Gene Ontology annotation, molecular function: cyclin-dependent protein serine/threonine kinase activity; ATP binding. The transcript has 9 exons.
GCGACGUACGAGCGUCGCAUGCGCUUUCGAAGCACCGAUUGCGACAGCAUUCGCGGCAACUAGAGAAACACUUUUCGAUUCGUUUACCCAGACAGCGUCACACUGCUUCCCACACCAGAACGUCUCGCUCGAACUAGAUUGGGCCUUGUUCAAAACAAAAUGCGCGCUCUUCAGCACCAUGGCAACCUCGGCAGCGCGUACACAACAAGCACGCUCUGGAUCGCUUAGAUGUUAUGCACCGCCGCUGAAAGAAUGAGCGAUGGAUAAUUACAAGGCGCUCGGAUGGAUCGGUGAAGGCGCGCACGGUGUGGUUUUGAAGGCUCGGUGCUCUUUGACAGGUAAGAUAGUGGCUGUGAAGAAAAUUCCGCACAGAGCUGCCGACAAUAGCCUGCCGUGUGCGACUCUCAGGGAAAUCAAGGCCAUACAGCACCUGGAACACGAAAAUGUGGUCAGGCUGCUUGAGGUGAUCGCCAGCAGUAGCGGUGUUCUGCUGGUGUUCGAGCUGCUGUGCUGCAAUCUCUCCACGCUCAUCCACAACCCCGAACGACCUUUGAGCGAGGACCACGUCAAGUGCUGCAUGCGGAUGCUGUUGUGCGGCUUGGAACACUGCCACAGCAUGGGAAUUCUACACAGGGACCUGAAGCCAACAAACGUGCUGGUGAACAGUGAAGGAAUCUUGAAGCUGGCCGACUUCGGCCUCGCCUGUCUGGAUUCGCGGGACCGAGAGCACAGCUCUGGCGUUGCUACGAGGUGGUACCGGGCCCCGGAGCUGCUGUACGGGGCUCAACGCUACGGACCCGGCAUUGAUCUCUGGGCCCUGGGUUGCGUGUUCGCGGAGAUGUUGAACGGUUCGCCUCUGUUUCGUGGUGAAAGCGACAUCGAGCAACUGUGCCUCGUCAUAAAGGCUCUCGGAACUCCUGAUGAACAGGUCUGGCCGGGCGUGCGAGAGCUGCCCGACUACCACAAGAUCAGUUUCUCGGAGAGCGCCGGCGUUCCCUGGCGCACUCUCCUGCCCGAUGUGAGCAAGCACGCCAGGGACCUGGCCAGGGCGUUCGUGUGCUACGAUCCAGAAAGGAGGGUGACGUGUUCAAAGGCCCUGCUGCACUCGUUUUUCUGGAGCGAGCCUCUGCCGUGCAGACCAUGCGAGCUGCCCGUGCCACAGGAGCAGGGACCGCAGUUCGACAUGGACGUGUGUUUCGGCACGUGCAGCCAGGAAGCGUCUCUGGGCUGGUAGCCUGCUAGCGUGACGCUUAUACAACCCAUGCGGUCAGCAUACGAGUGACGACGUACAUAUAUAUGUGAACUCCCUGCAUUAUUAUCAGUGCGCACUGUGAACUCGA